AAAGUUUAAACAUCACAUACUUGCCUUGUCAGGACUAAAUUAUUAACCCUGCCAAAAAUACAAAAUCACUGCCAUUCAUCCUUUCCUUUCCCUUCUAUAUUUGACCAAAUCCGGGGUAAUAAAGUCAUUCUUUCUACAAAUUUUACUCUUAGGACACUAUAAACUCCUGUCAAAACAGGCAAGCACAGAUUCACCACUCUCAAUAAACAUUGCACUCGCUUUCUGAACCGUUCAUCUUGACAAAAUUCCACGUGGAAGUCUCAACAGCGCUUUCGGAUAACGCUUGUUCGGGACAAUGGCACUGAAGAGAAUCAGAAAACAUUGAUGAGAGUUGAUCGGUGACCAAAGAAGGGUAAAAUCGAAAAGAAAAUAUUUGCAUGAGAAAGCUCCAGUCUGGAGGGGACGAUAAAGAGGGGACGACGCUUGGCAUGAGACUGCAACCAAAGCUCACCAAUUGUUCAACUUUCUCUGCUGUUUACGACAAUAAUAAUGAUAAUAUAUUAUUAUUAUUGAUCUUUUUUAUUUCAUUGUUAGAGACAGAGAAAGUUCUAUGUUGGUAUAGUAACAGCUGCAAGCAGAUUUAACUCUAAAGCAAUAGCUAGGGAUCAGAGUGAAACAAUGGAGAAAGGUCAUGCAUGGAGGUUUUCAUCAACAUCAAUUAACCCUUUGUUGUUUAUGGUGCCAUUGAUAGUGGGUUUUGGUUUUCUUGCUCUUCUGGGUCCUAAGUUUUUCAGUUGGGAUUCUUGGCUUUUGAGUUCUUAUAGUGGUUCCGGUUCCAAUAUCAACCUUACUUAUUCUCUGCCAUCUUCACAUGCAAAAAUGGCGGUGGUUCCGGCGGUGGAUACCGGUAACAAUUCUGCCAUUAAUAUCUCUUCUUCUUCAGUUGAUGUUGAGGUUAAAGAUAUUGAAAAACCUAAAGAAAAUGCAACCAUAUUUGCUAGCUUGAAGAAUGCUUCUUCUUCAAUUGAUCUUUCCAUCAAAAGCAAACAUCAAAAAGAGUACUAUUCAAGUUUAGAAAGGCUUGAAGCUGGUCUCCAAAAUGCUCGUUCUGCUAUAAAAGAUGCUAAAAAUGGAAAUCAAACACUAGAGGACCCUGAGUAUGUUCCUACAGGCCCUAUGUACUGGAACUCUAAAGUCUUUCACAGGAGUUACUUGGAAAUGGAAAAACAGUUCAGGGUUUUUGUUUAUGAAGAAGGUGAACCACCAGUGUUUCAUAAUGGUCCUUGUAAGAGCAUAUAUUCUAUGGAAGGAAAUUUUAUUCACAGGAUGGAGAUAGAUGACCAGUUCCGAACCAAAGAUCCUGAUAAGGCACAUGUCUAUUUCCUUCCCUUUAGUGUGACAAUGAUGGUUCGAUUUGUCUAUGUGCGUGACUCGCAUGAUUUUGGUCCUAUAAGAAGGACUGUGGGAGACUAUGUCAGUCUCAUUGCUGGAAAAUACCCUUUCUGGAAUCGAAGCCUCGGCGCGGACCAUUUCAUGCUGGCAUGCCAUGAUUGGGGGCCAGAAACUUCAUUUUCUGUACCUUACCUUGGAAAAAACUCAAUUCGUGCACUAUGCAAUGCAAACACAUCAGAGAGAUUCAAUCCUAUCAAGGAUGUAUCCUUCCCAGAAAUCAAUCUCCAAACCGGUUCAACAAAGGGCUUGAUCGGCGGACCAUCUCCAUCAAAACGGUCAAUUUUGGCCUUCUAUGCCGGAGGGCUUCAUGGCCCUAUUAGGCCAAUCCUUCUUGCACAUUGGGAAAACAAGGAUGAUGAUAUAAAAGUGCAUAGGUACCUUCCAAAAGGCGUAUCAUACUACGAAAUGAUGAGAAAAAGCAAGUUCUGCCUCUGUCCUAGUGGUUACGAAGUUGCAAGUCCUAGAGUCGUUGAGGCAUUCUACACGGGUUGUGUGCCAGUGCUAAUUUCAGACCACUAUGUACCGCCUUUCAGCGAUGUUCUGAAUUGGAAGUCAUUCUCCGUUGAGGUUCCGGUGAGCAAAAUCCCCAACCUGAAGAGAAUCUUGACAAGCAUAUCUCCAAGACAAUACAUUAGAAUGCAAAGAAGAGUACAACAAAUAAGGAGGCAUUUUGAGGUAAAUUCUCCGCCUAAGCGGUACGAUGUUUUUCAUAUGAUUCUUCACUCUAUUUGGCUUCGAAGAUUAAAUGUUAGGAUCCAUAAUGAUCAAGUAGCCAUUACCAGUUGAUUGAAGAGCAUAUCUUGUUUAAUAGGUAAUUUAGUUUAGGGAAGUACUUCAGGAAUACGUGUGUGUAAUUAACAAGGACAUGGAAUGGAACUACUGCGAUUCUCUUAUAUAUGUAUAGUCCUUUUUGCAAAUGUUGAUAAUUCUCUUAUUUAUUUAUGAAUUUUGCUAAUUAAUUUUCAGAAAAAGAAAUUAUAAGUA
Molecule: messenger RNA, 2376 nt
Organism: Jatropha curcas
Lineage: Eukaryota; Viridiplantae; Streptophyta; Magnoliopsida; Malpighiales; Euphorbiaceae
Product: Exostosin family protein
Molecular function (GO): glycosyltransferase activity
Source: RefSeq, a predicted model, not a curated record